CACUUCUAUGGUGGGUUACGACAUGUUGCUUUCGAAAUCUGCAGCUGGCAAACUCAUCCAAGUCAAUAAGUGACAUGCUGUAUAUGACAGCUACCAUAGUUUAAUGGAUGUUUGGGGAAUCGAUUGUGGGCUAUGCCAUCUAGUGAGCGAAUAUGAGUUGUGACCAUGUAUUUUGAAGGCAUAAGCGUCUGUAGCAGUAAGCUCUUCAGCAUUUGGUUUAUUGAAGGAUGAACUAUCAAGCCUCACAAGGAACCAGCCAUCUCUGCAGGAUACACAAAGCUAAAGUUAAAGUUGAUUAUUUCAUUCCUAGUGAAGCACAGCGUCAAGCAUCGAUUUCGCAUGCGUUGUCUCUUCAUAAUAAUGCAUUGAUACAAAGGGUUGCUUCUGUACUAAUUUUAACGACAGCGUACUAUGGUUCGACACGUCUCUUAGUUCCGUAAAUCUUAUCAUCAUCCAAAGCGAAGCCGUAAAAGUGAUCUGGGAAAGUAACUAAUUUGCAAGACCCACGCCUUAGAUAAAGUUCCAAUAUUUACUAUGUCCAGGA
Molecule: messenger RNA, 544 nt
Organism: Umbelopsis ramanniana AG
Lineage: Eukaryota; Fungi; Mucoromycota; Umbelopsidomycetes; Umbelopsidales; Umbelopsidaceae
Exons: 1
Coding region: 228-440 (70 amino acids)
Source: RefSeq, a predicted model, not a curated record